This is a messenger RNA of Syzygium oleosum, 4544 nucleotides long. Its product is annotated as TMV resistance protein N-like. NCBI's taxonomy places the organism in Eukaryota, Viridiplantae, Streptophyta, Magnoliopsida, Myrtales, Myrtaceae. Gene Ontology annotation, biological process: defense response; signal transduction. Gene Ontology annotation, molecular function: ADP binding. The coding region runs from base 159 to 3944 and encodes 1261 amino acids. The transcript is spliced from 6 exons. The record is from RefSeq and is a predicted model, not a curated record.
CGACAAUUUUCCUGACACUGUGCGACGUUCGAUGUAUCUCAGUCAGCAUCGAUUUCUCGACCAACUCUACGAUGAUCUCCAGACGAAGCCUCCCAUGGCGAUGAAGCAUCGCUCAUUGCUACACACGAAUCCAAACUAAUCUCACUUUCUCUCUUCCCAUGGCGUCUUCUUCUUCUUCUUCUUCUUCCGAAGCAAAAUGGCGGUUCGACGUCUUCCUCAGCUUCAGAGGCGAGGACGUCCGCCGCGGCUUCCUCGCUGACCUCCAUAGGGCUCUGCUUCACGGCGGCAUCAACGCCUACAUCGACAGCGAGGACUUGAGGCCCGGGGACGAGAUCUCGCCGGCGCUCACGAAGGCCAUCGAGGACUCGCGGAUCGCCGUGCUCGUCUUCUCCGAGAACUACGCUUCGUCUCGGUGGUGCUUGGACGAGCUGGUGAAGGUAAUGGAGUGUAAGAGGCUCAAGGGGCAGCUGGUGCUGCCCGUGUUCUACAGAGUGGAGCCGAGGGAGAUUCGAGGGCAGAGAGAGAGUUACGGCAGGGCAUUGGCCAAGCACGAGGAAAAAUUGGGAAAGGAUUCUGAGAGGGUGAAGAAAUGGAGGGAAACUCUAAUCGAAGCCGCCAAUUUGUCCGGUUGGCAUUAUGACCAUGGAGACGAUACCAAGUUCAUCGAGAGCAUUGUCAAAGAGAUCUCGACUAUAGUAGGACGAGUACCCUUGAGUGUUGCCAAGUAUCCUGUUGGUGUAGGUUGCCGGGUGGAAAAAGUAAUGUCAUUGUUCAGUACGGGCUCGGAUGAUGUUCGGAUGAUAGGAAUAUGGGGAACUGGAGGUAUUGGGAAGACCACUGUCGCUAAAGAUGUCUAUAACAGCAUUGCUAGUCAGUUUGAUGGGUGCAGCUUUCUUCCAAAUGUUAGAGAAACUUCCAGUAAACCUGAUGGCCUAGUUCAUUUGCAGAAAACACUGUUAUCUGAGAUAUUAUGGAAAGAAAAUUUAGUGGUCUUUAGUGUGGAUGGAGGUGUAAAUCUGAUACGAGAUAGACUCUGCAGCAGGAAGAUUCUGCUUGUGCUUGAUGACGUGGAUCAUGGGAACCAGUUAAAUGCAUUAGCUGGAGAAUGUGAAUGGUUUGGAGAAGGGAGUAGGAUCAUCAUUACGACAAGAGAUAAACAUGUACUAACUGCUCAUAGGAUAGAUCAGGUAUAUGAAGUUAAAGCAUUAGAUCAAGGUGAAGCUUUUGAACUUCUGAGAUCAUAUGCUUUUCCAGGAAACCAGACAAAAGACAUAAGCAGGGAUCUCAUAGAUAAUAUUUUGGGCUAUGCUAAUGGCCUUCCCUUAGCGAUUGUGGUGUUGGGUCCGUUUUUAUGUGGUAGAAGCAGAGGGGAAUGGGAGAGUACAUUGGAAAAACUUGGUGAAAGUCCUAAUAAAGAUAUAAACAGUGUUCUCAAGAUAAGUUUUGAUGCACUGGAGGACAAUGAGAAGGACAUUUUUCUUGACAUUGCUUGCUUCUUUAAGGGGAGAAAACGACAUUAUGUAACCGGAGUACUUGAUAGUUGUGGAUUAAAGACAUUAAUUGGGAUUCAAACUCUAAUAGAGAGAUCCUUAGUGACAAUUGAGGAUGACAGAAGUGUACAAAUGCAUGACUUGAUUCAGCUAAUGGGUCAGGAUAUCGUUAAACAAGAGUGUCCAAAUGACCCUGGGAAACGGAGUAGAUUAUGGUGCUAUGAUGAUGUUUUUGAAGUACUGUUGUGGGAUACGGGAACCAAUGCUGUUAAAGGCAUAGUGCUGCAGUUGCCUACACAAAAAGAGCUAGACAUCAGUCCCAGUGCUUUCACACACAUGAGGAGACUGAAACUGCUCAUACUUCUGAAUGCACAAAUCAGCGGAGGUUCCAUAUGUCUUCCUAAUGAUUUAAGGUGGCUUGAAUGGCCUGGAUGUCCUUUAUCCACUCUGAAGUUUAGUGCUGUUCCAAAGAAACUCAUAUGCUUUGAUGUGCAUGACAGCCGGAUGAAGGAAUUUGGAGGGAACUUAAAGGACUUUCAAAACAUAAAGUUCCUUAACGUGAGUGAAUGCCAAUGGCUGGUUUGUAUGCAUGACCUCGACUGUACUCCAUAUCUCGAGGAAUUGCAUCUCCAUGGGUGCCAAAACUUGGAGCGUGUUCACCAAUCAAUUGCAUUUCACGGCAAGUUACGGUUGCUGAAUUUACAGAAGUGCUCUAAAUUGCAAAGUUUCGUUGAUAUUCCAGAUAAAAAUAAAGGCUUGCGAGGACUUAUUUUAUAUGGGACGUCAAUUAAGGAACUUCCUACAUCCAUAGAAAAUCUUGUUUCUCUGGAGGGUAUGGAUUUACGUUAUUGUAAGAACCUGGCAAUCCUUCCGUCUAGCAUUUACAGGUUGCAAAAUCUUACCAUUUUGAGGCUUCGUGGCUGCUCAAAACUAAUUAAGUUUCCAAAGGAGGAGGAGGAUUCAAGUGAUCCCCAUACAAAGACUGGAUUUCCUAUGUUAGAGGAGUUAGACCUUAAUUUUUGUUGUCUAUCAGAAGUAGAUUUCCUGGAGAAUCUUUCAUGUUUUCCCCGCUUGCGAUCUUUGCAGUUGAUGAGAAACAAUUUUACUAACCUUCCUUCAUGCGGGCAUCUAUAUAAUUUGCUCAAAUUGAACGUUUCGGGUUGCCAACAGUUACGAGAGAUCCUUAAAAUUCCAAGGAAAUUGAGAGAACUACAGGCAGCUAGUUGCAAAUCUCUGAGCAAGGUUCCCUCCAACAUAUGUGAUGUUGACAAUACUCAAUUAUCUUCAUGUCAUGAACUGAUCCGUAACGGGUUCAUCAUGGAUUACUUUGUCAAGCUUGAGCAAUUUCAUCCCAAAACAAAUUGUCGAGUUAUUCUACCUGGACGAGAGAUGCCAAAGUGGUUGCUCCCUAAUAAAGAGGGUUACAUAUCCUUCACGGCUUCAAAGAACUUGUAUAAAAAGUUCCUAGGAUUAGCAGUCUGUGUUGCAUUCCAAAUAAAAGGUAUAGAUGAGUGUGCUUUAUUUGAGCUUCAAGCAUCCACCAAUUUCACAGUGUCUGAUCACUCCAGGUCUUUCAAUUAUUGUAAUUCAGAUCAUGUGUGGUUUGAGUAUUUUGAUGCAAUGGAGUUGUGGAAAGUAGACGAAUUUGGUCCAAAUGACUGUAGUCAUUUCCACUUUAGCAUAACAGCAGAUUCACAUCCAUAUAAUAGUGUAAUUGUGAAAAAAUGUGGAUUCCGACUUUUAUGCAAAGCACUAGAGAACAAUCUGGAGGUUUUGUUUCAAGACGACCAGUUGUUGGAUUCAGCUUUACUGUACGAGGUUUGUAAUGAAGAUAGUCAAUCGAGCACAGAGGAAGAAAGUUCAAGCAAAUUAGUCCACGAAGGAGUGAAUACGGUUGACUUCUCAAUUGAGAAGCAUCGCUAUUCCAAUAUUGAUCCCGAUUACCGGGUAGUUCAUCCUGGAGGAGACAUACCAAAGAAGUUCAUCCUUGUUGAGGACGAUACCAUAUCUUUCAUGGCUUCAGAGGACUUGUACAAGAAGUUCAUAGGAUUGGUUUUCUGUGUUGUUAUCGGUGUAGAAGAUGGAGAAAAGGAAAUAUCUUUCGACAUUGUGCCGCAUGUUAACAAACAAAGGGGAAAUGUGCUAUCAGGAACUCUCGGUUCAUUUGUCUCGGAUCACAUGUGGAUUCAGUUUCUCGAAAUAAAUAUGCCGUGGGGAGUACUGCAGGGAGGAGUUGAUUUUGACCAAUUUGAGGACAGCUAUUUACGAUUUAGCCUUAGACUUACAGUAUCGGGUGGAACCCUAAAAAAGUUGGGAUAUGUGAUAAGAUGCCGGGAGCUGGAGGAUGAUUUGAAGAUUGUGAUUGAAGACAAUCAAUUUCUGGAUCCUACUGUACUCUGGGAAUCUGACUAUGACACCCUAUGGAAAGACGUUUUCGAGGGACUCGGUAUAUGAGAUGUGUACAGAAGAAAUUGGGAGCCAAUGAAACAGAUGCGUAUGGAAAGACGUUUUCAAGGAAGGAAUUCCGAGGAUUAGCGCUUCGGGUUGUUGUCGGAGUAACCAAUGGCAUUCAGUUUUAAUCUCUCAUGGGAGAUUCAAAUAAAUAUGAGAGUGGAUUAGAGGAUAACUUGGCGCACAAGACGCUUCGAUUCAUUAGAACGUGGGCGGCAUCAUGUCUGGCUCAAGUAUCUCCGGCAUGUACGGUGCAGGAGGUAAGCGAGCCUUUGUGAAAGAUAACUGGGUGUUUUGGUUUAAUAGUGCAAACGAUAAAGAGAUAAGAGGCAUGGAUAAGAUGUACUAUAUUGUGAAAUUCGCAAUUCUGCAAAGAAAGAAAUAUUUGGAUUGCCGUCUGGUGUUAACACCGCACAUUGAGUCGUUUUCCUGAGAUGCUCACCAAGUGCUUGGUGGAAUGCAUGGGUUAAAUCUGCGACCCUUACCUCGUGUUGUUGAUUGAUUAGGAAGCAAAACUGACAUAUUCGGAUUGAUUUUGUUCAACGAUACUGAUCAUGAGAUGUGGUUGUUAGUCUAUGCAUUGUGGAUAACAUUUUUUCCUCA